Messenger RNA from Tachyglossus aculeatus (Australian echidna), 2404 nucleotides. It is a transcript of the gene SMAD3, whose product is annotated as SMAD family member 3. Gene Ontology annotation, cellular component: heteromeric SMAD protein complex. The transcript has 7 exons. The record is from RefSeq and is a predicted model, not a curated record. Gene Ontology annotation, molecular function: I-SMAD binding; RNA polymerase II cis-regulatory region sequence-specific DNA binding; DNA-binding transcription factor activity, RNA polymerase II-specific. Gene Ontology annotation, biological process: BMP signaling pathway; transforming growth factor beta receptor signaling pathway; anatomical structure morphogenesis. The coding region runs from base 339 to 1409 and encodes 356 amino acids. NCBI's taxonomy places the organism in Eukaryota, Metazoa, Chordata, Mammalia, Monotremata, Tachyglossidae.
GAUCUGCGCAUCAAAGUGAGCGACUAGAGCAAAGUUUGGCUCGAGAGGAGGUAGCAGCAACAGCGGAACGCCAACCCCGCGCGGAAAACCAAACCAAACUUUCUUCCGUCGUCCCCCGGCUGCGCUUUCUGCUGCCGCUGCGCCCAGGACCAGCCCGGCCCAGGGGCUCGGACCUCCCUCAACCCCAGCCCCGGGGGGGCGGCUGCACAAGGGACCCGCGCCCACCCGGGAGCCGAGCCCGGAGCCGACAAGUCGGGGCCAGAGUUGGGGCGAUCCCCCGUCCCCCCGUCCCGGGGAGCCCCUCCCCCUCCGGGGGACCCCCACCCCGCCCCCCCGCAAUGUCGUCCAUCCUGCCGUUCACCCCCCCGAUCGUCAAGCGCCUGCUGGGCUGGAAGAAAGGCGAGCAGAACGGCCAGGAGGAGAAGUGGUGCGAGAAGGCGGUCAAGAGCCUGGUGAAGAAGCUCAAGAAGACCGGCCAGCUGGAUGAGCUGGAGAAGGCCAUCACCACCCAGAACAUCAACACCAAGUGCAUUACCAUCCCCAGAUCCUUAGAUGGCCGGCUGCAGGUGUCUCACCGGAAGGGUCUCCCUCAUGUGAUCUAUUGCCGCUUGUGGCGAUGGCCUGACCUUCACAGCCACCAUGAGCUGCGGGCCAUGGAAUUGUGCGAAUACGCCUUUAACAUGAAGAAGGAUGAAGUGUGUGUGAAUCCAUAUCAUUACCAGAGAGUGGAGACACCAGGUUCUCCCAAUUUAUCGCCAAAUCCCAUGUCUCCAGCACACAACAACCUGGACCUGCAGCCGGUGACCUACUGCGAGCCCGCGUUCUGGUGCUCCAUCUCCUACUAUGAGUUGAACCAGCGGGUUGGGGAGACCUUCCACGCUUCCCAGCCCUCCAUGACGGUGGACGGCUUCACCGACCCAUCCAACUCGGAGCGCUUCUGCCUGGGCCUGCUGUCCAAUGUGAACCGGAAUGCCGCCGUGGAACUCACCCGGCGACACAUCGGGAGAGGAGUGCGGUUGUAUUACAUCGGCGGGGAAGUGUUCGCCGAGUGCCUCAGCGACAGUGCCAUCUUUGUCCAGUCUCCCAAUUGUAACCAGCGCUAUGGCUGGCACCCGGCAACCGUCUGCAAGAUACCCCCAGGAUGCAACCUGAAGAUCUUCAACAACCAGGAGUUUGCGGCCUUGCUGGCUCAGUCGGUCAACCAGGGGUUCGAGGCGGUGUACCAGCUGACGCGCAUGUGCACCAUCCGGAUGAGCUUCGUCAAGGGCUGGGGAGCCGAAUACAGGCGGCAGACUGUGACCAGCACCCCCUGCUGGAUCGAGCUGCAUCUCAACGGGCCCCUGCAGUGGCUGGACAAGGUCCUCACCCAGAUGGGGUCUCCCAGCAUCCGCUGCUCCAGCGUGUCGUAGAGAGGUGCCUCUGGGAAAGAAAAUGGCACCUGAACCCUCAGGUGUCUAAGAAGAAACUUUUCUUCUCCCUUCUCCCGGCUGCACGCCCCCGACCCUCUGACCCAAAGUGGUUUCACACACUUUAUAAAAAAGAAACGAAACAACAACAACACAAGCCCUUCCCUCAGAGGCUGUGUUUGGAAAACUGUCCACAUUGGCAACUCCCGCAAGGACAAGGUUAGUGCCAUGGGCCCAGCCCGUGGGGCUGUCCAGAGCCAGGGCCAAGCCUCCGUUCGCCAUUCCCCAACCUGGUGGAAACGGUCCUUCUGGUGGCUGGAGGCUGAAGAGGGAUUGAUCAUUUUGCAUCUUUUUUUUUCCCCCAUUUCUGAAUUUUCUCUUCCCCCACCCCUCCUCCUCCUCUUCGGGUCCCUUCUGCUCUUGGGGACCUGAGCAUUGAAUUGGGAAAUCCCUGGUGGCCCCGGGACAAGGUGGAGACCGAGGUUUCUCCAGGUCGUUCCAGGCAUUUGGCGAGAAAGGGGCCACCGGUCCCGAAGCUCCAGGUUGACCUCUGUGACCUCUACAGUUGGGAAGGGAAGAAAGGAUUGGUUUGAGCAUCCGCAAGACCCGUCUCGCCAGCAUCUUCUGGUGGGGAGAGAGACCGCGGCGUCAGUCUCCGCAGAGAUGGAGCAGGUGGCAGGAGAAUCAGGGGAAAUGGUAAAAUGCACGUGCGGUGAGGAAGAGGACAGAGUGGGAGACUAUCGUGGUCUACGUGUUUCUCUGUCUCUCCACAUCAUACUUCCUCCAGCUGAGGAGCUCAGUCCAGGCCCUGUGCAUAUGCAAUGUAUAGUUCAUAUUAUCACGUCAAUCUCAAAGAGAUUUGAAUGACAUUAGCUAUUUUACGAGAAGCGGAGGCAAACGCCAUUGGCUUUUAAUGUUGCAAUAGUUGUAUUGGCUAGAACAGCACUACAGAGUGGGCUUUCCUCCCCUUCUCCCCCCACCCAACCCCCCUUCCCACC